Messenger RNA from Dryobates pubescens (Downy woodpecker), 3436 nucleotides. It is a transcript of the gene GPR26, whose product is annotated as G protein-coupled receptor 26. Gene Ontology annotation, biological process: adenylate cyclase-activating G protein-coupled receptor signaling pathway. Gene Ontology annotation, molecular function: G protein-coupled receptor activity. The transcript has 3 exons. The coding region runs from base 385 to 1398 and encodes 337 amino acids. NCBI's taxonomy places the organism in Eukaryota, Metazoa, Chordata, Aves, Piciformes, Picidae. The record is from RefSeq and is a predicted model, not a curated record. Gene Ontology annotation, cellular component: membrane.
AGCAGGAUUCGCUGGGUGGAUCGCCUGAAAGCCGGGGGCUGGCAAUGAGGGCUCUCCGGAGAGCAGUUCCUCGGCACCCCCUGCGCUCCCCCGGCGGGGCCGCGGGCAGGCAGCGGCUCGGCGCUGCUGACAAGUGCUAAGCCCUCCUCGCAGCUUGAUGGGCACCCCCGGUGCUGCUCUGCACGUCUCGGAGAGCGUUGACGUGGGAAGGAGCGGCGAAGGGGGGGCUGGAGGAGCGAGCUGCGGCUCCUCUAAAACUCCGGAGGGCAUGCGAGGCUGCGGGCAGGCUGGGGAGGAGGCCGAGGCCAGCGCGCCCCGCACCAUGCGCCCCGGCCGCCCGCGCCGCGCCGUUCCGGACAUGCCCCUCCUGUGAGCGGACGCACCAUGAGCAUCUGGGAGGUGAUCCUGGCUUUCGUGGUGGUGGUGCUGAUGCUCGUGGCCCUGCUGGCCAACGUGCUGGUGCUGAUGUGCUUCCUGUACAGCGCUGACAUCCGCAAGCAGGUCCCAGGAUUGUUCAUCCUCAACCUCACCUUCUGCAACCUGUUGAUGACUGUUCUCAACAUGCCCCUGACCUUGGCUGGGAUCAUUUACAAGAGUCAACCGGCAGGAGAUCACAUCUGCCACAUUGUGGGCUUCCUGGAGACUUUUCUCACCACGAACUCCAUGCUGAGCAUGGCAGCUUUGAGCAUUGACAGGUGGAUUGCUGUGGUCUUCCCUCUCAGUUACCACUCCAAAAUGAGGUACAGAGAUGCUGCUCUGAUACUGAGCUACACGUGGUUGCACUCCGUGUCCUUCCCCAUAGUGGCAGCGUCUCUCUCCUGGGUGGGUUUCCAUCACCUCUAUGCCUCCUGCACCCUGUACAACAAGAGACCAGAGGAUAGGACACAGUUUGUGAUUUUCACUGUGGUCUUUCACACCCUCAGCUUCCUCCUCUCCCUUGUAGUCUUGUGUUUCACAUAUCUCAAAGUGCUGAAGGUGGCACGGUUUCACUGUAAGCGGAUUGAUGUGAUCACUAUGCAGACCCUGGUGCUGCUUGUGGACAUCCACCCCAGCGUAAGAGAGCGUUGUCUAGAGGAGCAGCGGCGGCGGAGGCAGCGAGCGACCAAGAAAAUCAGUACCUUCAUCGGUACUUUCAUACUCUGUUUUGCACCUUAUGUAAUUACAAGGCUUGUUGAAUUAUCCUCUGUGGUCCACAUCAGCUCCCACUGGGGAAUCAUGUCCAAGUGCUUAGCUUACAGCAAAGUGGUUUCAGACCCUUUUGUGUACUCUUUGCUGCGGCAUCAGUACAAGAAGACAUGGAAAGACCUCAUAAACAAGAUCCUCAAAAGAAGCUCCAUCAACUCCUCUGCCCUCACAAGCGAGCCGCACAAUCGGAAUGUUUUGCAGCUGAGUGAGUGAGGAGCCUGGUAUGGGACCUGCAAGGCACAGCAAACAACACGUGAUGGGAAACAAAAGUAGCUGGCCUACCCCUAGUAGCUAUCCUCAGCUGCCAAGGCUUUGGGAGGCAGUCAAGGACAUGCUGAAGCCCAGCCUGUGUCCCUCCAGUAGCCCAUCUGACACCCAAGGCAGGCGGGCUGCCUCCAGCUCUUGCCUCCGACUAAAAGAGUGCUAUUGAUCUGUGGUCCUGCUGGCUUUGCAAAUACAAACCUCUCAUUGAUUUCCAUCAGCACUUGCACAUAAAUAGAGGGUAAAAAGCUAGUCCUCAGCAAAAGGACUCAUGAAAGUCAUGGGAGCAAACUGAUGCCACCACAAGGUUAUUCUGCAAAGCUGCACAGGGAUAUUUGUGCUGCAGGUAAGGCUCCCUCCAAGGCAGCUGCCAGCCUGGCCUUACAAAAACCACCCCAACCUGGCUGCUUGGCUAUGUCAUGUGUAGAAAAACACUCAGUAAGACAAUUCUAAUGGAAAAAUCUCUACCUAGAUACUCACACAAUGCCCAACAUGGCUUUCAAGUUCUUCUGACACCUGUUUUGUGAACACUCCUGUAGAACAGAAGGAGAUGCCCAGUUCUGGCUGGAUUCAGCCCUCUCUUAUCUAAGGGUUUGUAAAGUCAUUUCCACAGAAUCCCAUUAUUCCCUCCUGAUAACAUUUCAGGAAGGUCAAGCCAGUGGAUGAGAUGGAAAGGUCACAAUGCCUCCUGCCUACCUUCCAGCAUAUCUGAGCUCUAAAGAGAUGCAUUUUGCCCAAAGAUGCAGAACUGGGCCCUGUGCCCAGGGGAAAAAAGUAAUCUAUUUUUUCUGAGGUGUUAUUAAUCCUGUUGGUUGGUUGGGUUUUUUCCUACAGGUAUGCUACUUCAAGGAAAGAUGAGCCUAAAAUUGGGUUUUAAAGUAUAAUUUUCAAAGCAGGGAUGCAAAGCCAACAGAUUCCUUCUCCACCGUGAAAGUGCAGCCAAUAAACUGCAAGUGCAGCUCCCAGAGCUCUGGACUGCAGCCAUGCAGAGUAAUGCUGCCAGGAACUGCCAUUCAUUCACUUCAGCCUGCAGCUAGCCCAGGCCUGAGCACCAGUGAGACUUUCAAACCAGGACAAUCCUGGGUGGCACACCUCCUCUUCAUUUUUGUUAGGUUAUUUAUUUCAUUGUAAGCACAGCUACAGCUGGGAGAUGGCUGCACAACUGUCGCACAGAGAUGGGAUGCUGAAGCCGUCCUCCAGCCUCUCAGGAAGAGUUACUUUCCUGGACGCUUUAAGCUUCUCUCAGUUCAGCAGAAGCACUAUGGAAUGGGAAAGCUUCCCAAGUGUUUUCUUAUUGACUUAGCCCUAGAAUAGCCAAAGCAAUAACUAGUCAGUUGUCAUUUCUGCUGCUAUGACUUUUAGGAAUGACUGAGUUCUGAAACAACUCACACCAAUGCAGUGUCUUGUCCUUACAAACCCUUAAAAUUCCUUUCAAUCCAUUGGCUUCAAAUACUUCACAUUUGUAAUCUGACUGGCAAAAGACUUAACUCCAGUUCUGAGCUUAAUUCUGCAUGUGUUUUUCCCCCCCAGAAAAUGACUUACAGUCCAUAAGACAUGAGAAAUUAACUUUGUUUUGGUGUGGGUAGGUCAAGAAAGCUCCUGCUCCAGUGGCCAUGAGGUAGGAUAAUGAACUAAAUUAGAGCAUUUCCUAUUGCUUGUGCCAAGUGACCACCAGCAGUCAUUCUGCAGGCAUCAGCACAUCCCAUCUUGCAAGCUCUACCACAGACAGCAGUCUCCAAUAGGACAGACAUUCCAUUUCUUUCAUACCUUACACACUGGUACAGUUAGAUAAUGGCUGGGCUUGGGGAGCUUCAAGGUCUUUUCCAACCCAAACCAUUCCAUGCAGAAGUGUCCAGUGUUGGAGUUUCUGGCCAGUUACCUUUCUGAGGUAACUCAAAGUGAGGAUGAACACAGCAAUGAACAUGGGGUAAGACCUCAGCUGCAGGUCUGGAGAGCUUUGCCAGGGUAAGAUAAGGGUAAGGGCAAGCCC